GCUUGUCAUAAAAAUUGUCAAAUAAAUAAAUAAAUCCAUAGUUACCGAACAUAAUAGCACAUUUUUACGUAACAAACUUUUAUAUUUAUUGUUUUCCUGCUUUGAGACAGUAAAACAGUGCAGGUCAGCACGUAUUUAAAUCUAAUCCAGGCUGAAUAAUCGAUCGCCGAUCGUCGGCAGUCAUGACUAGCAGCUGACUGUCCGGGAGCAGCACCGCCGGUCUGCCUUAACACCGCUACGGGAGCCCUGUAGUCCCGCAGCGGCAGCUCUGAACGCCAUGGCCGAGAGUUUGGACAUGUUUCACAGGGCAAAGCAGCGGACCUUCAGCGGGCUGACCCGAGAUGCAGAGCAUCGGUGGACCGGACCCUUUUACUUCAUUCAGGCUGCAGACCCUCAGCUUGGGCUGAUGAAGGCUUGGAAGGACGGCAACUGUGAUGGUGGCGGUGAUGAGUGGACGGAGGAGGUGGAGCUCACAAAGCAGGCGGUGGAAGCCGUUAACCGGCUCCGACCCAGGCCGAGGUUCAUGGUGCUGUGUGGUGACCUUGUCCACUCGAUGCCAGGGACGGAGUUCAAGGAAGGUCAGGAGCGGGACCUGAAGGAGGCCUUGAAGGGGACAGACCCCUCCAUCCCGCUCAUCUUCGUCAGCGGGAAUCACGACAUUGGGAACACCCCCACCCCGAGCAGCGUGGAGAAUUUCUGCAAGACUUGGGGUGACGAUUAUUUCAGCUUCUGGGUGGGUGGAGUUCUCUGCCUGGUUCUGAACUCCCAGCUGUUCUUCGACGCCUCGGCCUGCCCUCAGCUGAAGGAGGCCCAGGAGACGUGGCUGGAGGACCAGCUGAGCACGGCCGCCUCCUCCUCUUCAGCGGGACCCAAACACAUCCUGGUGUUUCAACACAUUCCUCUAUACCUGCAGCGCCCUGAUGAAGAAAAUGACUACUUCAACCUGCAGAAAGAAGUUAGGCAAAAACUCCUGGACAGGUUCAGGAAGGCAGGUGUGAAGGCGGUCUUCUCGGGCCAUUACCAUAGGAACGCCGGCGGCUACUUUGACGGCCUGGACAUGGUCGUGAGCUCGGCCAUCGGCUGCCAACUCGGCGAAGACACCCAUGGCGUCCGGGUGGUGGUGGUGACGGCCGACGGGGUCGUCCAUCGCUACCACAGCUUGGAGCAGCUGAGCACUGCCGGCAUGGACGAGGACCUCCGGGCGCUGCUGGAGGCCUGAGAGCGGUUUCAGAUGGUUAGGAGGCAUUAAAGGAAAGUUCCACCCUGGAACUCAGAAAACCUCAAUCAGAGCAGCUACAGGAGGCGGCGGCGGCGGCGGAUCUGUGCCAUUAUUUGGUGAUGGAGCUUUUCUUCCUGCGGCUGCAAAUAACUACAGCUGCAGUACAAAGAGGAAGCGGGACCAGCAGCAGGCAGCUGAGAGUUGUUGUUUUUUUUCAAGGUAAAGACACAGGAAAUUGAAAUGGGGGUGUAAAAAUAAAUCCCUCUGAGGAGGAUGCAAAAGUUUGGGAUUUCCCUUUCAUGAUGGUGGAUCUUCUAGUGCUUCUGUUGGAUUUUUUUUUCCUCCCAUAGAAACUGAAGCAAAGAAAAAAGCAUCCAUGACUGAGGCUGAUUUUUGGUUUUUCUAUCAGCCAAACCAUCGGUGAUGACUUGAUUUGACCUAAAGGAGCUGUCAGGUUCUCCCUCCUGGGGAGAACCUUGCAGAGCUGCAGGAGCACCUCGUGUCUGCAGAGGAGUACUCUGCAAACAAAGGUGUAAUGGGCUUGUUCAAAGUGGAACUGGCAGCGGUGUCAGAGUAGUGGAAGCGGGCCAUAAUGAUGGGAUCAGGGGGGGAUUAUUGGGGGGAGGCGGGACUCCCUGGCCUCCGGCAGAAUCGCAGUCCUCCUCCCCGCUGCAGGAGUCGGACGCCGUCCUGACAAGCUCUCUCAACGUGAACGUUUCUGCAAGUUUCCCUGCACCGCCGCAAAUGACUCCUCUCGAUUACACUUUCCGCACUCGGGCUCUCGCAGUCAUCCUGACCGACUGGGAGCAGAGGGAGGUUGUCAUGGCAACCCUUUUAGCAACACGUCUGUGUGUUUGUGCGCGAUCCUCCUCUGCGGUCCAGUGCACGCCCUGGAGGUGAUUUUCCAUCAGUGAUGUGGCCUCACUGACGGCGGGUUUUUAGGCGUGUGAUGGAGGCAGGAAGAGCUCGGGCGAUGAUGAGUGAGAUGUGUGAAAGGCGGCUCGGUCCAUCUCCUUCAUUUCCUGUCUGAGAGGGAACCUUAUCUGUUUUUGUCGUCUUCACGGUCGGUAAUCGCAGCCUAAUCCCUCUUUCUGUGUCUGAAACGCCAUCUCACACACUUCCUCUGUAAUUAUGGAAAUGAUACACCGUGACUCUGACCACUUUUGUUUUGAUAACAAAUGUCAAUUUACUCUUAAAAAGGUCUUCAUGUGACUUUAUCUCAAAGUUUUUCAACAUUUUUACGGGUUUCAUACAGUCGUGGGUUUUCACCUGAAGAGCCAUAGUGCCCCCUUUCUGUUUGUUCAUUUUUUGCACAUAUUCUCACUUAGAGCUUUAAAUAGAUUUAAGAUGAUCUGAAUAAACCCAAAACCUAAGAAAGAAAGGAAAUUUCCUUUGAUUAAAAUGAGUAUUUUGACUAUUUUUCUGGGAAAGCAGAGUUAAAUUUCACUUCCGCUGUUGAAUCAAAAACCUCGACUUCUUUCUUAAGAAAGUGAUGCAUUCAAAAACAUUCAGGGAUGUCUUUGAAACAAAAUUUCAGCCUUAAAGCAUUUUUACAAGAAAAAGAGUCCAGGAACACAAGGAGGUCGUGGGAAAAGGCUGGGGAGUCAUUUUGAGCUGAAUCCUCCUGGCGUGGUUAGGGUUAAAUCAUCGUGGAAGGGACGUGGAAUCG
This is a messenger RNA of Oryzias latipes (Japanese medaka), 2888 nucleotides long. The record is from RefSeq and is a predicted model, not a curated record. NCBI's taxonomy places the organism in Eukaryota, Metazoa, Chordata, Actinopteri, Beloniformes, Adrianichthyidae.